GAUUGUGCGUCGUUCCUUCUCCUUCAGUGUUAUUUCCCUAUCCGUCUCGGUUCAAUUUUCUCGAGUCUUCGGUUGGCCGUUCAACUCUAAACUUGCCGCUUUGCGAGGAUUCCAAUUGGAAUAUGGGUAUGGUGAUUAUGGUGACGGGUGACGGGACGCGGCUGGCAUCGGCCGGACAGACCUCCCCACUCGUUUCAUCCCUCGCUCGCCGCCCUGCCGACAGGCCGAGCCGAUGGCGACAGAGCUGGAGCCUCGGGCGGAAUUGGUUUAACUUGCCGAGAGUGGCUGGACAACAGGACGAGUUUGCCUUCCUUGCGCACCCCGAGACAGAAAGUCGAAAGCCGUGUGCCAUUACGACCUGCAUCAGCUUACAAGACAAUACCUAUUGAUCAGACCAAAGUCAAUUGCCUGUACAUACAUGCGCGGUAGUCAACUGCAAUGCCCGCCCGUCUCCCGUCCGUCCGCACGGGCGUGAGACUCUCCGGCAGCGCGUUCCGGCGCGCACCUUCUGCGUCUGCAUACGCAUCUGCAUCAUCCCAACUCUGCCUGCACCGCCGGCCAUACUCGGCCGCCGCCAGCAGCUCACAAGCUCCCGAGUCUGAGGUACAACCUCCACCGCCCCCGCCGCGAUGGAUCAGCGACCUACCGGCGCGCAUCGGCAAGUGCCUCGCCUUUGGUUGCAACGCCCGGCAGGUCUCGCAGGCGGCGGGCGUUCUGCGCACGAUAGCGACCGAGUGGAAGGAGCUGCUGGCCGCGAGCGAGGGGUUCCUCACAGGCGGACGUCGCGGGCUGGAAUCGAGGGAGAUCGCCUGGGGCGAGAUGGACAGCUUUGCACACGUCAAUAACGUCAACUAUUACCGCUACGCCGAGUCGGCGCGGGUGAAUUGGAUCACCAACUUUGCCGUGCAUGUUGAUCCGAAGCAUCGCAAGCAGUGGCGCGAGCUCAUGUCUCCCAUUUCCACGGGGCUGAUCAUGCGUAGCUUGAAGGCCGAUUUCAAGUUUCCCAUGGUCUACCCGGACAAGAUCUCAGUUUACCACAAGUUACGGAAAAGGCCGGAGUCAGACCCCGCCCCAAGUUCCUUCUACCUUGACUGCGUCGUCCUCUCACACCGGCACAGGCGGAUCUCUUGCCGUUUGGAGGAGGAUAUUGUCAUCUACGAUUACAGAAAGGGUGGCAAGACGAGCAUGCCUCAAUUCAUGUUAGACAUGUUUGAGGAGACGUGGAAGCUGCAAGAGGAGGCCAAGGCGCAGGCUCGGCUGCGGAUAUCAAGGCUUCACGAGGAGGUUGAGCAGCUAGAGCGCGAGACAUGGAACAGGCCGGAUGCCGUCGAGGACAUGGGCAGCGCCGUAGGAGGGAGCAAGUGACGGGCUCCACAACACCUGGGUUCCUGUGCGGAUAGAUGGGGUGUACCGAUACAGUAAAGCGAGCCUUUUCAUCCUCGUGUUCUCUUUCGAGUCCGAGUUGGCUAGAAAAAGGCAUCUUUCUGUAGUUAAUCCUGUGGCCCCUCUAAUGACUACAUCCAACGAUAUACCGGAAAGAGCUCCCGAAGUUUGCGCCGGCUUAGCUGGCCCGGGGCG
Thermothelomyces thermophilus ATCC 42464 is the source of this 1578-nucleotide messenger RNA. RefSeq lists its product as uncharacterized. The record is from RefSeq and is a predicted model, not a curated record. Bases 439 to 1365 code for a protein of 308 amino acids. NCBI's taxonomy places the organism in Eukaryota, Fungi, Ascomycota, Sordariomycetes, Sordariales, Chaetomiaceae. The transcript is spliced from 3 exons. Gene Ontology annotation, molecular function: fatty acyl-CoA hydrolase activity.